Molecule: messenger RNA, 1395 nt
Organism: Rhodotorula graminis WP1
Lineage: Eukaryota; Fungi; Basidiomycota; Microbotryomycetes; Sporidiobolales; Sporidiobolaceae
Exons: 2
Coding region: 1-1395 (464 amino acids)
Source: RefSeq, a predicted model, not a curated record
AUGGCCCCGUCGUACCAGUCGUUGCCUGUCGAGCUCCUGAGCCGAGUCGCCGAGCUCGUCCACGAGCAAGACCUGGCCUUCGCCGCGUCCCCUGUGCCGCGAGCCGAUUCGCCGACUAGCAACAAGCCGGGCAAACACGUCGACGUGACGGGCGGCACAUGGAGCUAUUGGCAUGGUCGCGGCAUCCGGGCUCUCGCGCAAGUGGACCGUCGUUCCCGCACAGCCGCCGUCCCCAUCCUGUACCAGAGCAUCACGGCCAAGCAGACAAGCACCUUGUACUUCCGCCUCGAGGUCCUCGGUGAGCCCCUCGGGGCUUUCGUCCGCCACGUCGACGUCGACACGGUCUACGACGCGCACAUCGCCCCUCUCGCGUGUGCGCUUCGCAAACUGCCCAACCUGACGUCGGUCAAGCUCGGCUACGAGGUCGUGCGUGACUGCAUCGCGUGUCACGACGAGGUCGAGUUGCCCGAGGACUUCUUGGCGCUCAAGUCGUCGAUGCGGCACGCGCUCGGCAAGGUCAAGUCGCUCGAGGUGGACGUCAUAGGCCAGUCCUCAUUGCUGAAGACGCUCGUCUGCGUCGACGGAGCUCGCCUGCGCAAGCUGCACUGGGUCGACCCGGAAUGGCCCUCGGAGCCCGACGUCGAGCUCGAGUGCGCCGUGCGCAGCCUAGUCGGCCUCGUCGAGCUCGAGGUCAGCAACCUGUACCUGCAAAACUACGACGACCUGCGGCGGUGCCCGCCGUUCCCGACGGUCCUUUCGCUCGUCCUCCGCGGUACUCACGGCGACGACCACAAGAACCUCGCGCUCGCCCACUACCUCGCGCCGUCGGUCACUCGCCUCGCGAUCUACUACGGCGUCGUCGAAUCUCCGUUCGACGACGAGCUCGAGCCUCUCCCGCGCCCGCUCCUGCCGACUCUCAAGUCGCUCAUCGUGGAGGCCACCUCGUGUCCCCCCGUGUUCGACCAUCUCAACCUCGGCGCCCUCGAGCACUUCAAGAUGACGCACAAAAGGGCAUGUAUCGAGUUUCCGCUCGACAUCGACGAGGUGCCGUUCAAGGGCGCGCCAGUGCGCACCAUCACGCUCGCGUUCCGAGCCAGCCCGCUCGUCAAGGCGAGCAAGAAGGUCCUGCGCCUCCUCGAUGCCGCCGGCGUACAUCUCGUCGUCGAGCAGAGCCCCUUGUCGGUCCCACAGCUCAAGGCCACGGGCAGGGUCGGCGGCAGCCCGGCCAACACGCUCGCCGUCGCCCGUCGCGCGCACAGCCAGCUCGUCAACACGCUCGACUGGGCCCGCCGCCGCGCCGACUGGCUCGACGAGGUCGAUGACGCGCCGGGCCUGCACGAGCUCGCGCACGCGACGGCGAGGUUGCACGAGCGCUACCUCAUGGACCGCGCGUGA